Molecule: messenger RNA, 2539 nt
Organism: Seriola aureovittata
Lineage: Eukaryota; Metazoa; Chordata; Actinopteri; Carangiformes; Carangidae
Gene: il11a
Product: interleukin 11a
Exons: 5
Coding region: 133-735 (200 amino acids)
Biological process (GO): positive regulation of MAPK cascade; positive regulation of cell population proliferation
Cellular component (GO): cytoplasm
Molecular function (GO): cytokine activity; growth factor activity
Source: RefSeq, a predicted model, not a curated record
GACUGAAGAGUGCGAAGAAGAAACCGGAGCACGUGACAAUUUCCGGAGUUCAAUUUAUUUAUUAAUUUUCUUAUUUAUUUAUUUAUCUACGUUUGUCUGCUGGUUUUCCAAUCUCUUGGAUCCGAAACCAAUAUGAAAUUGCUGCUCGACUCCUCCUCAUCACUCCUCUUCUCGCUGCUAUUGGCUCAGCUGCCUGUGUUCACGUCUGCCUCUCCAGUACCGCAGCGGCGGCCCAGUGACAUGGAUAAACUGUCCAAUCAGACCAAGAAUCUAAUGAAGCUCACGCAAGAACUGCUGAGGGAGCAUGCAUUUGACUCAGACGUGGAGCCCCACAGAUUCAGGUCUCUGCCAGAAAUGAGCAACAGAUCAGCCAAUGACCUCAACAAUCUUGAGCUGAAGCCCACACUCUCUCAGCUGCAUGCUGACCUGAAGCUGUAUGAGCACCACUUUGAGUGGCUGAACAAGGUUUCAAAGAAGCACCACCACCCAGCAGUGCCCAAGCUGGUGGAGAUGAUCAGAGAAAUGAAAUCUCUCAUCAACCUGCUGCACCGUCAGAUGCUAAGAGUUGAAGCACCGAGGCUGACUCCGGCGACCCCUUCUCUCCCCCCUCACCUCCCCUAUCAGUUUGAUGUCCUGCAGUCCAGCCAUGAGCUUCUCCAACACUUCAAGCUCUUCUGUGAUUGGGCAUACAGAGCAUUCAUUAGCCUCAAGCCCAAAGUUACUGCAGUACAAUGAUGACCCAUGAACUACUUGGCUGCAGAGCCAUGUGCAUACAUGGAGUCCCGCCUCAGCCAAAGGGGAAUUAGGACCAUGUCAGUGUGCAGUGUAGUCAAUAGCAUCCCUUAAGAGGCCAAAUCAUCAACCAAUGACAUGCGUGUUGAAGAAUGUGUCUUUCCAUCAGAGCCAUUGAGGAUGCACUAUACUGCAACCAGUUACGACCAUCAAGAUUCCCGUUAAAGCAAACAGCCAGUUUAACUAUGAUGAUCAUAAUUCCCCAAACUUUCUCCCAAAGGCCUUGUUCAUGACCAUGUUAUUUAUGUAUUUAUUUAUUUAUUGACUGUUAGUAAUUUAUUUAAUUUUAUUUAUUUGAAGUUGAAAUGUGUCACUCUCAUCUUUAUUUCUGUAUCAACGUGAAUUUAUUUGCCCACGUCUUUGUAAUCUUUCUUAUUGUCUUGUGUCUCACUGAUCCUCAAGAAAAACACAGUAGCACUUCCUGAACCUAUAGCUCUGAUAAUGACUUUUGUUUUUUUUAAUAUAGUUUUUGGGGGCUUUUUAUGCCUUUAUUUGAUAGCACAGUAGAGAGAGACAGGAAAUGGGGAGGCAGAGAGAGGGAGAAUGACAUGCAGCAAAGGGCCGUCCGAUGCGGGACUCGAACUGGGGCCGACUGCAGCGAGGACUGUAGCCUCCACAUAUGGGACGCCUGCUCAACCCACUGUGCCACUUGACGCCCCUAAUGCCUUUUGUUUUAAGUAACUUAAUUAACUUUACGUUUGUGUAUUUCUUCAGCCAAUAAUUCUUCCAGUAGAUGUAGCAUAAAUUUUGGAUAGCCGAGGUUUUCACUAUCUCUCACUUGCAGUGCCCGUAAAAUAAAAAUUUUGGAAGAUGUAAAUUUCAUCUUCUAACCAUGUUAAACGUGUCACGUAUUAACGUAUCAAUUGAUGGCCUAUGAAAUUAAUUGUUUUAAUUUGUAAAUGCCAGGAUGGUAGUCAAAGAGAAGUGAAUACUUUCAUUUGUACCAUGGGCAGAAUUUCUAUUUUUUGCAUUCUGCACAAGGAGGCAUAUUUAAUGUUGUGGUAAAGUUGUAUGAAUGUGCCCUGUUGCUGAGCACUGAUGGACCUGAUUAGAUUCUUUGCACAAACUUGUUAGGAUUAGCCUCUUGGAAGAGUGAGAUGGCUGAUUUUGAACUUGUGCUUUGGGGUAGAAAAGUUUUUUUUUUUUUUUUUUUAAGUUAAACACCCAAAGCCUUAAAAUACUAUGUAUUAUGACACUAAGUUCUGUACAGGUGUACAUAAAUAUACAAGAAUGUAAAUUGUUGUAUACAGUGCUUUGUGUAUUAUGUUGUUUUCUACAAUAUAAUGUAGAAUACUUUACCAAUUUUAUCACUAUCAUUUUUGUUCAUUCCUAUUCUAGUAUUUGUUACAGUAUUGACUAUUUAUUUAAGUAACUUGGUGGAACUAUUUAUUUUGUGCUGCAGCGGAGCAAGUCUCCUAUCUUUUUGUACUUUUAUACAGUUUUUAUUCCUAUUUACUAUUAUUAUACCAUCAUGUUUAAAUUAUUGUUGUAACAUCAAGUUGCCUCUUCCACACACUGAUUGGCCUCAAUGUGAAAUAUGUGCCUUGGUGAAAUAAAUACUAAAGAAUGUGCACAGUGGAUUUGAGUAUCUUUGAUCUGCAUGGUCCACUUAAGGCAGACACAUAAAGAUACUUCACUACCCAGAAGUCUGUGCGCCAUUGUCAGAAUAUAACGGAGAAAUAACCAAAUCGAAUAAGGCUUUAUAUAUUAUUGUUGAAGAUUUGUAAAUGUAGAUACAUCAAUGAUA